AUGCAAGUGACUGUUCGUUCUUUGACGAUAGCCUCCACUACCACCACCUCCACCACCACCAACACCACCACCGACACACCACCAGCCACCACACCAAUAUUCCACCACACCGCCACCGCCACCGCCACCGCCACCGCCACUGCCACCGCCGCCGCCACCGCCACCGCC
Priapulus caudatus is the source of this 168-nucleotide messenger RNA. Its product is annotated as integumentary mucin C.1-like. The transcript is spliced from 3 exons. The record is from RefSeq and is a predicted model, not a curated record. Lineage: Eukaryota; Metazoa; Priapulida; Priapulimorpha; Priapulimorphida; Priapulidae. The annotation marks the transcript as partial.